GCGCCUCCGCCCACUGCCUCGCUAUUGGUGCGCGUAUGAGAGCGACGCGUCCUAUUGGGCCGCGUGGAUUUGGGCACCAAAUUCAAAGAUUUUAAAAGUACCAGCUGGCGCCUUUUAGAUGAUACAGCUCUAUGAAGAGAGCGGCGGGCGCUAUUGCUCUUCUAGCUGCUCCCUCACCUGAGGCUGAGGCCAUCUCCGCUGGCAUGAGCCGGAGCCCCUGCAGCUGCUGCUCACGUCCACUCACGUGCUCCUGCCGCUGCAGUCCCUUGACAGCCACUGGGCGCCCGCGCCCCUCGGACAGUUAUAAAGAAGAAAAUACCACUCUUUCUGCCAAAAUGAAGUGUGAUUUUAAUUGUGACUGUGUUCAUUCUGGACUUAAACUGGUAAAACCUGUUGAUGGUGGAAGGUUGGGUUCCUGCACUCCUGCAUAUUUGGAAGGUUCUUGUAAAGCCUGCAUUAAAGACUAUGAAAGGUUAUCAUAUAUUGGAUCACCUAUUGUGAGCCCCACAUCUGUAGAACUUGAAACUGAAAGCAAGCCUUUGCAUAACAAGGAAAAUCAACAUGUGCAACAAAUACUUGACAGGUCGAAUGAAAUAGAAGAACUACAGACCAGUAGAUUUUAUGAAGACAGUGGCUAUUCCUCAUUUUCUCAACAAAGUGGCCUAAAUGAACAUGAAGAGGGUAGCCUUCUCCUGGAGGAAAAUACUAGUGACAGUCCACAGUCCUGCCUGCUACAGACACAAAGCCCAGGCCAAUAUCCCAACAAAAACUUGCUGCCAGUUCUUCAUUUUGAAAAAGUCGUUUGUUCAACAUUAAAAAAGAACGUCAAACGAAAUCCUAAAGUAGAUCGAGAGAUUCUAAAGAAAAUUAUAUCCAGUGGAAAUUUUAGACUACAAAAUAUAAUUGGCAGGAAAAUGGGCCUAGAAUGUGUAGAUAUCCUCAGUGAACUUUUUCGAAGAGGACUCAAACUUCUCCUAGCAGAUAUUUUAGCACAGCUCAAUGAUAUGGACUUAAUCAAUGUGGCUAAAGUGAGUACAACUUGGAAGAAGAUUCUUGAAGAUGAUAAGGAGGCAUUCCAAUUGUACAAUAAAGCCAUGCAAAGAGUUUCUGAAAAUAUUACUAAGUUUUCACCACAUGCUUCAACCAGGGAACAUAUUAUGUUCAGAACAGCAUUAGCUUCUGUUCAAAAAGCAGCAGCCCAGACUCUCCCAAAAACAGAUACUCGAUCCAAGUUACCCAAUCAACGUGAUCAGGAAGGUUCUGCUUACAGUCGACACAAUGAGUUCUCUGAGGUUGCUAAGACUUUGAAAAAUAAUGAAAGUCUUAAAGCCUGUGUUCGCUGUCAUUCACCAGCAAAAUAUGACGGCUAUUUACAACGAGCCGUCUGCAAACGAGAAGGCUGUGGGUUUGAUUAUUGUACAAGAUGUCUCUGUGACUAUCACACCGCCAAAAACUGUUCCAAUGGCAAGCCUCUAAGAGCCAGUUGUAAAAUGGGACCUCUGCCUGGUAGUAAAAAAAGCAAAAAGAAUUUACGAAGAUUGUGAUCUCUUGUUAUUAAACCGAUUGUAAUUGACCAUGAAGGUUAGGUAGAAGAUGUUAGGUUUUAAUUUAUGAAAAUAAAUGUGUUCUGAUUUUCAGUUUUAUAUUCAAAUUGAUAUUAGUUACUUGGGGCUUUUUCCCCAGUGAAUAAAGAGGACACACAACCUCUUGAAACAUUUUAUAUAAUUUAAUGUGAAGAAAUUUAAAAUUUUCACAACAGAUCAGAAAAUUUAAUAUUUUAAGAAAGGAAAACUAGUUAGGCAGUUACCUGUUAUUUGUGAUUCUAAGAGUAAAAUAAAAUUGAUUCAGUAUUAUGGUAAAGGAAGGCCAUAUAAUUUUACCUGGGCGAUCUUAAAUUUAAAUAUUGAUUACAUUGAGACAUUUUAUUUGCCUUACCAAAUUAAUACCAAUGCAGAUAUCAACUUCUGGAGUCUGUUGAUUUAAAUGUUUUGUCACCUUUCUUAAAUCUCUUUCAGUGUGUGUAUUUCCCAAAAAAUAGCCUUUGUAAUAUCUUCUCUGUUUUUCGUAUUUCUGAAGUCUGUGUUUUAAUAUUUUUGUACGUAUGUAAAUAUUUCUGUAUUUUUAUAUAUGAAAGUAUGAAUAAAGUCUGUUUUGUAUAUACAUGUAAAUAUAAAUUUUGUUCCUGUUAUUAAUAAAAUUAUUACAAGCUUAAUAAAUAAUGUGUAUCUUUUAUUUUGAUAAACAUCUUAA
Molecule: messenger RNA, 2250 nt
Organism: Trichechus manatus latirostris (Florida manatee)
Lineage: Eukaryota; Metazoa; Chordata; Mammalia; Sirenia; Trichechidae
Gene: FBXO5
Product: F-box protein 5
Exons: 5
Coding region: 132-1544 (470 amino acids)
Biological process (GO): negative regulation of meiotic nuclear division; regulation of mitotic nuclear division
Cellular component (GO): nucleus
Molecular function (GO): protein binding
Source: RefSeq, a predicted model, not a curated record